Molecule: messenger RNA, 4557 nt
Organism: Temnothorax curvispinosus
Lineage: Eukaryota; Metazoa; Arthropoda; Insecta; Hymenoptera; Formicidae
Gene: Scgdelta
Product: zeta-sarcoglycan
Exons: 7
Coding region: 1277-2548 (423 amino acids)
Biological process (GO): heart contraction; cardiac muscle tissue development
Cellular component (GO): sarcolemma; sarcoglycan complex
Source: RefSeq, a predicted model, not a curated record
UUCCGUACGCGGCGCUUGGCGAGGUGACAACUGUGCCGGGGAGCACGACUCGCGCCACGCACUCGCCGACAGAUAUCGGUGACAGAUCGCACCGUGCGGCGAUCGGGUACACUUCGGUUCGGGAAAAUCGCGAGACUCCGCUCGCGGGUCUCUGGCCAUGAUCGAACCCGGCGAUCGGUCUCGCGACAGGAAAGCGCGAUCCAGCGACGAUCGAGCGGAAGAUCGAAUUACGAACGAACGCGAGGAGCAUCGAGGCGAUUGAUCGUGGAAAGCUCGAUUAGCAUACAUAUUAGAUAGAAACGUCGCCCGGUAUGCCUCGAUAAUCGUUUCGUACGGAACACCGCGGUCGGCGACUCGCGUCAAAAUGACGCGGGUGUAAUAGAAGCCGUUUGGCAACCGGGAGAGGAUUAAUCUUCGGGCCAGAACUAAAACCCCCGAGGUCCCACCGGUAGACAGGUGGCUUGUCAGUCAGUCCCGCCGCGAAAUAGGAGCUCGUGCCGCGAUAGAGCCACGCGAUAGUAAAUCACAAGGUGGCGGGAUUUCGCGCGGCUGUCAGGCGGAAACGCCGCUCCGUUCCGCUUCGCUCCGCACCGACUGACAACACCCUCUUCAGCACGUCACGCGGCCGACGCGAGUUUUUACGAAACGCGCCAAGACGACGACGACGACGACUGCGCAAGGAUUCGCAGCCGCGCUGCCACACCGCCGUUAUCUUUACCGUCGUCAUCAUUUCCGAAACCAUCGGAGUCAACCACUCCGCCGACUUAUGCCCCGCGUAAUUCUCGGUUGCCGUAAAUAACGCCACGCACUUUGGCGAGUAACGGCUGGCGAGGCCGGGCCCUCGCGGUCCCCGGGUCGCGUGUACGUGUGUGCUACCACGGUGGAAUCCCGCUCGUAAUGACUCGUAAUUGCGCGGAGGAGGAGUCGACGUCGUGCUGGAACGAUUUAAGGGACACCUAGCAGCGCCACCCACACCCUCCGUUUAUAAUGAUUAGGUGCACGCGACUACGGGGAUUACCUGGUUGAGGUGGAGGACCCCGGUGUGAAGGUGCUCCGAGACGCGAGGGUGGACGGAGACGCGGAGAGGCUAAUGUGAGAGGCUGAAAUCUGAAUACGACGGUGGUUUUGAUCGCGACCCCCCGACAAACUUCGUCCCUGGUACCUCUCGACCAAACGAUCCAAAAGGGGCCGAUCGUUAGCACGCUCGGGCGCGGAUCGUCGGACGUUUUCGACGGCACUACUCGAUCGUUGGAAAGAUUCAAUUUGGAAGGGCGUAAUGGACACGUCACCAACGUUAAGCAUCGGCGGUUCGAGGGCCAGGGCGGCCCUUUUGACCACCAGCGGCACCGGAACCGGCAGCACCGACAGACGGGUCGUCUUUUUAGCAAGUCAACCCUCGGUCGGCAGCAGUCACGAGACCAAGACCUGGCCUCACCAUUGGUCGCCGCACACGACCGGAAACAGUUACAAAUCGCCAGAGGAAUCGCCGCACACGGAGCACGGCAGACUGAGGAUGUCCAGGGGCCAAGGAGGGUGGUCCGACGAGCCCUGCACUUCUAGUAGUGCAAGUCGGCGCGGUGGAGCACGGCAAACAGCGGGAUCAUCUUCGAGAACGGCAUCUUCUAUCUUGGAGGAGCGCGCUUCCGGUACCACGCCAUGUAAAAGUGGCUUCAGAUUAGGGGUCUACGGCUGGAGGAAAAAAUGUCUUUAUUCUCUCGUGUUAACCCUUAUGGUCAUCGUCAUUCUCAACCUCGCCCUCACCGUCUGGCUUCUUAAAGUCAUGGGAUUUAGUUCCGAAGGUAUCGGCUCCCUAAAAGUGGUGCCUGGGGGAAUCGAGCUAAGAGGUCAAGCUGCCGUGUUAGACGCCCUCGUGGCCUCCAGCCUGAGAUCUCGGAGGGGCAAAAACUUAGUGCUGGAAUCAUGGAGUAAUUUUACGGCCUCGGCGAGAUCUCACGAUGGUCGGCUUCUCGCGCGAUUAACAGUUGGGGAGGAUCGCGUCGACUGUGUGUCCAGAGGUUUCCGAAUAACCGAUCCACGAGGAGGAGUGCUCUUUUCCGCGGACAAGGAACAGGUUAUCGUGGGAGCGGAAAUGUUAAGGGUGACCGGCGACGGUGGUGCCGUUUUUCAAGGGAGCGUGCAGACUCCGCUGGUCAGAGGCGAAUCGGGACGUGGUCUUAAGCUCGAAUCGGCGACGAGGUCCUUGAAGAUAAACGCUCCUCAGCGGGUGGUGAUCGAGUCCUGGGCGAGCGAGAUUUCAGCCUCCUGCCUGACGGAUUUAAAACUACAGAGCGUUCACGGAGCCAUCCGGCUUGACGCCAAGUCCGUCUACAUAAAGGGCUUGAAAACGGCGAUUCCGCUGCAAGGGCACUCGUCCAGGGAGCAACAGCAGCAGCAGCAGCAGCAGCAGCAACAGCACUCCGGCAGAUCUUCGUCCGCUCAUCAGAGCCAGAAGGAGACCACCAUCUAUCAGCUGUGUGCGUGCGCGAGCGGCAAACUCUUCCUCGCCAGGUCGGAUGGCAGUUGUCAGGCCGACAAGUCGAUUUGCUAAUACAAUUACGUGGUGGUGUAUUGCGAAAUCACAGACGAUUCAUUAGGAAUCAUUGCGAACUACGUGACUCAGUGAUGUGUUAGCGAGAAAAAAAAGAGAACGAGAGAGAAAGAGAGCGGAAAAUGCACUGCGAUCGGCCAUCAGCGCGAUCGGGGACGAGGCCUUCAUUGGAACACUGCAAAUGAUAUCAAACGAAUCUGUCGCGCCAAACGGGCGAAAGAAAACCCCCGAAGUGCAACGUGUCAGCGGAGAAAGAGUUAGAGAGAGAGAAAGAGAGAGAAAGAGAGAACUUGGUAAACGCCGAGUAUGAUAUAGUUGAAGCUAAUUAAUUAUUCCCAGCACGCGCUAUUUUUCGAUGAACGCGGCGUAUGCACGAUACGCCUUCAAGUGCCGGGCGCCCUUCGAGAAUCUCUGGUUUACUUAGGGCCUAAUCUGACGACCUGACGAGCGGCGUCGCGACCCCCUCCCCCAAAGUGCAUACGUGUCAAUUAAAUGGAAUUGCAUCGAGCGCUUUUCCUUUUUUUCCCCUCCUUUUCUUUCCUCCCCGUAUUUUACAGUUCAACGUCAGUCACGUUUAAUUGAGUCGUCGUGUAAGGGCACAAUCGGGCGUUGUUGCGGCUUCAAUCCCGCGCUUAAGGCACACGUCAAUCUUCCAUAGUCACGGUGUUUCACGGGCACGACCCAAUCUUCGUUCCGUGAAAUAUUCGACCGAUCCGGCGCGACGCACGGCGAGACGCGCGAAUAAACGCGUCGGACGUUUUCCCUCGAAGCAGGGAACGCACCCGUCGCGCGGACACAAAGGGAAUUCUCGCGAGGCCUUGACCGGAAAGAUUCUCUCGAAUUCGCGGGUAUUCGAAGAAUUCUCUCUGAGGACUCUGAGGAAUAUUCUUCUGAGCGGCAUUCACCAAGGGGGGGCUUCCCUUUAACUUUUUCUCGCGCCAGCGCCGUCGGUCAAUGCGAUACGCGAAAAGGAAAGCGCGAGAUUCUCGCCCGAAAGCCGCCGUCUUGCAUUGUAAAAGAAGACUUCUCGCGACGCGACAUUUCCUCCGUCGUUUCGCGGUGCGCUCGCUCGCUCGGCGUCCUGGAUUCGGCUCCAACUUGUAUAUUUCCUCCCCCGGCGGGGCGACAUUUGUCAGGGGAGAGCCUUCGAGAUAUCUAUCGGGGAUCCGGAAGAAAUCAGAUCCCCGUGAUAUCGCGGAUAGAACAUGUAUAACUAUGUGUACGUAUAGCCGAACGUUAACGCGAGAUGCUCGGACUGAAUUCUCGUCUCACGUCGUCGUUAAAAGUGCGCGACCGCGAGGUCCUUAAAAGUUCAGCGCAAUCUUUAAAAAAAAAAGAUAUGAAAUUAGGUGGCUGCGUGCUCUCUGGAUGCGAUGCUGAAGACGACAGAUGAAGAUGGGAAUUCGGAUUCCGCUUUGUAUCGCUGGGGCGAGACGCGCUUAUCGCCGUUAGACAGUGCCCGAUAAAAUCGAAUCGACGAACUCCCCCACGAGAUCAUCCCUCUUUCGUUCCCGUCCCUUCGUAUAGCACUUCCGUCAUCUCCUUGCGCGUUCGAUACUUUGUAUUCUGUGUACCGGUUGUACGCCUCGCGCGGCGAAACCACUUGUAGGCAAAUUGUUCGUAGCUCUCCCUGCUCUCCACAAGCCCGCGCUCUCGCACGGUGCUGAUGGCGCGAGGGGCAUGCACCCUUUCAGGGAGACUAUUCCUCGCGAAUCGCUUGUUUCUAACGCGGUGUCAUGUUUAACCCGUGCUCCGAUACAAAGUAGAAGCGUUGUUGUAAGUAGAGCGACGACUGCAUCGGGCUGCGCGUGCCGCCGGAAAAGGCGAGAGAAAGUUAGAGAGAAAGAGAGUAUAUAUGUGCGUGCGUGUGUGUGUGUGUGUGUGUGUGUGUGUGUGUAUAUGUACAUGAGAGACUGUGAACGGUAGUUUGACGCAACAGGAUCGGAUCGCGAUCCAGCUUGUACGCUGUACAUCGGCCAUGUCCAUUUAUUUAUGUAUGUGGCAAUAAA